AUGGCUGCAAACCACCCAAUCCAUAUUCAUCCCGCUCGACCUCUCUAUCGUUUCACCGCGACUGCAUUGGGAGCUAGCAUGUGGUUCUUUCUGAUGUACAGGGCGAAGAAAGACGGUCCUGCUUUGUUGGGUUGGAAGCAUCCUUGGGACCAUUGA
Aspergillus vadensis CBS 113365 is the source of this 156-nucleotide messenger RNA. RefSeq lists its product as uncharacterized. Lineage: Eukaryota; Fungi; Ascomycota; Eurotiomycetes; Eurotiales; Aspergillaceae. Gene Ontology annotation, cellular component: mitochondrial inner membrane. Bases 1 to 156 code for a protein of 51 amino acids. The record is from RefSeq and is a predicted model, not a curated record. The transcript has 2 exons.